Messenger RNA from Motacilla alba alba, 6515 nucleotides. RefSeq names its product progestin and adipoQ receptor family member 3 (gene PAQR3). The record is from RefSeq and is a predicted model, not a curated record. NCBI's taxonomy places the organism in Eukaryota, Metazoa, Chordata, Aves, Passeriformes, Motacillidae. Bases 142 to 1077 code for a protein of 311 amino acids. Gene Ontology annotation, cellular component: membrane. Gene Ontology annotation, molecular function: signaling receptor activity. The transcript is spliced from 7 exons.
AUCGGCGGGCGCCACAAGGUGACGUCAUCACGGCCGUUCCCGGCGCCGCUCCCGAUCCCGAUCCCGCUCCCGCUCCCGCUCCCGCUGCCGGCCCCGGCCCGUGAGGGCGGCUUGGGGCGGUCCGAUGCGGCGGCGGGCAGGAUGCACCAGAAGCUGCUGCGCAGCGCGCACUACAUCGAGCUGGGCGGCUACCAGUACUGGCCGGUGCUGGUGCCCCGCGGCAUCCGGCUCUACACGUACGAGCAGAUCCCGGUGUUCCUGAAGGACAACCCCUACAUCACCGAUGGAUACCGCGCCUACCUGCCCUCCCGCCUCUGCAUCAAGAGCCUCUUCAUCCUGUCCAACGAGACCGUCAACAUCUGGAGCCACCUGCUCGGCUUCCUGCUCUUCUUCACGCUGGGCAUCUACGACCUGACGGCCGUGCUGCCGGCGGCCGGCGCCUCCCGCGAGGACUUCGUCAUCUGCUCCGUCUGCCUCUUCUGCUUCCAGGUCUGCAUGCUUUGCUCAGUAGGAUACCACCUGUUCUGCUGCCACCGCUCCGAGAAGACCAGCCGGCGCUGGAUGGCGCUGGAUUACGCGGGCAUUUCCAUCGGGAUCCUGGGCUGCUACGUGUCAGGCGUGUUCUACGCCUUCUACUGCAGUAACUACUGGCGCCAGGUGUAUUUGAUCACUGUGCUGGCCAUGAUCCUGGCAGUGUUUUUUGCUCAGAUCCACCCCAGUUACCUCACACAGCAGUGGCACAGGCUGCGCUCCAUCAUCUUCUGCUCCGUGUCUGGCUACGGAAUCAUUCCCACCAUCCACUGGGUUUGGCUCAACGGCGGCGUUGGGGCAUCCAUUGUACAGGAGUUUGCUCCACGGGUAUUUGUCAUGUACUUCAUCGCUGCUGUAGCUUUUCUCUUCUAUAUUUCCAAAGUUCCAGAAAGAUACUUCCCAGGCCAGCUGAACUACCUCGGCUCGAGCCACCAAGUGUGGCACAUCCUGGCAGUGGUGAUGCUGUACUGGUGGCACCAGUCCACGGUGUACAUCAUGCAGUACCGACACAGCAAGCCCUGCCCCGAGUACAGCGCGGACUUGUGAGCCAAGAAGCAGCACGAGAGGAUUUGUGACUCUCAGAGUCUGGACCUCAUGUGAAGAGCUGUGCUGUCAAGGGCUGAUGCAGUUCCUUGGCCGACUCCUGGACUGCUACCUCUUGCUGGGACGGAGUGUUACUGCAAGCUUCAACAAACACAGCAGCACUGCCUGGGUCAGAGGGGCAUUUCCUUCUCAGCCAGGUCCUGCCCUGCAGUCAAGAACCUAACAGCUCUUCCAGGAGGCUGAGCUAACUUGGCACGCCGAUCCCAGCAGGAUGUUUUGUUGCCUGGCAGAUAAGAACGGCUCAGCCAAGGUACUCCGGCCUGGACACCAGGUUUUCAGCUGGUGUGCAUAGUUAGGGGAACACUCCUGGCAGCGUGCCUGUAAAAUUGUAGGAACUGUGGGAGCUGGUCCUGGAUCCAAACCACAGCCCUGUGGGCGGUGCAUCCUUCAGCCUUUACUUGGAAGGUGUGUCAUGCUUCAGCACUGGCACAGGAACACAUGAACUGGAAUUCACUGGAUUUCUGUCCUGCUCUGGACAAGCUCUUUCCCAUUCCCUGGGAGAUAACAUGACGUCCUGCACACCUAGAUCUUCAUUGCAGAUCUUAAAAAUAGCUUCCCCCACGGGGAGUCGAGGUUGUGCCAUUGCUUGAAGAAAUUUCUCUAGAUCCCUUCAGUAAUCUGGAAUCAGUAUUCAAAAAUAUUCCCGGAGUAGCACUAAGCCUGCGUGUCCACGUCUGUUGCUGUUUUGCAAUCAGGGAACCUGCUGGGGAUGCAGAUUCCUGACCUUCGGCCUUUCCCUGUGUGCAGGACGAUACUGCACUCGCACACUCCGCUCUCCAAAAGGACUGGCUGCCACAAUCCUGCCACAGUGCCAAGGCCGCUUGGAGUUUCAGGACGUGCUGUGGAACCUUCCCUCAUGAAAUGAACACCAGGGAGCCAUGAAACACACUGGUUAUUGCGCAGCUGCUGCCCAGCACCGUUGAGCUCCAGGCGUGCCAGUCUUCCAAACAGCACCGAAAUCCUUUGGACUUCCAAGUUAGAGGCAAGGAUGCUGUUGGGACUAAUCCUAAGUGGCUAUGUCGUUGUGGAGAGGGCUUCCUCCUAAUCCACUGGGAGAGGCUGGCUCUGUGCAGUGACGGCCCCAGGGCAGGCAGGCUCUGUUGGUUGCCCAAAGCUGCUUCCCUCCGGGCUAAGGCAGAGGAGCAGGACUUGUUUUCUGGUCAGGGUGUGCCAAGGAGACAUGGAAUGGAGGUGGAAGCUUACAGAUGGGCACCUGCAUUCCUCGGGCAUGGAGAAGGCAGGAUGGGAAGUGCUCCCGAUGUGCUGGAGAGGAAUGCGGUCUGUUUAGGUCAGAGGGCGGUUUUGGUGCUUUUCUGUUGGUUUUUUUUUUAACUCCAGAAACAAGUAUUGGCAAAACUGACUCUGCAGUACUGAUUCAGCUCCCAGAGCUUUCAGCCUUUUAGUGUAAACACUGAUUUUUUAUGAUUUUUUUUUAACUUGACAGCCAAGCAAGUUUCAAGUGCACUAAUUACUACUACUGAAGCCUGACAAGGAACUUGCAAGUGUCCAAGUCUGUUUCCCGUGUUAUGUGUACAGUAAUAUCCCAAUAAUGUGUCUGUAGUAUUACUGACUUUAGCAUUUGCUAAUGUAUUUUUAUAAUGGAAACUCUUGAACUUCUCCAGCAGUUUUCACCAGAGAAGGAAACUGAUUGCCAAGCUGUGCAUUUUUACCUGACACACUUUAUCAAGCUGCAUGAUGAUCUUUGAUGUACAUACUGAACUUAUAAAUAAAUUCCAGUUCAUUGGCUCUCUCCUUGGAGUAACAUCAUUCCUGCAUCUCAUGCAGCAAAACAGUAGAUGUCAAUGGCUCAGCCACGGAACUUGUGCCUCAGACAGGGAUUUUUGGGGGAGACUCUCUAGCUGAAUUUGCUGAUGAACUCAGCAUUUCAGCCUACUACCGGUACUCUUUAUUAACGGAGUCCUGCUUGCUUGAUCUGUUCUUGACCAUUUCCGUUCUUACUUCAGCUCACCCAAGAGUAAAAUCAAUAUAAGAGCAUCCAAACAACCUGCUACACUAAUUAACUGCAGGAAAGGGCUUACACCACAUACAGUUCUGUCCUCAAGUGCAGAUCUCAGUCCAGUGGCAUUGGGACCCAUACACCACCUUCCUGCAGGAAGGUUUUAAGGAGUAACACUGAACCAAAGGAUUUUCAACCAAUUGGACACAGCAGGAUGAUUGGGCAGCACAUACAAUACUUUAAACAGUUUCUAAGAGAGUCACAGGUGCUGACAUGACAGCUACAAAACCAUUUAGCAGGACUGCUUAUGAGUAAAUGAAAGCCUACACACGAAUACUUCACCAUGCGGCGUUGAAGAGACCUGCAAAGACACUGUUACCAGGUUCCUUUAUUUAACAAUCCAAGGGGUUUAUGAUAUACAUCAGCUUCACAAAAAAGUUAAAAGUUCAGACUUUAGUAGUACACAAAAAAGCUUUAGAAACUCCAAGUCUAACAAGAAAUGGAAGUGUAGUUCAGGCAAGUGCACUUAAAAGCUGAAUGCCAGCAAUUUUAAAACAGUUUUUAUGCUCUUUAAUAGUAGGUGAUGCCUCAGUCAAACUUUACCAUACACACCAUCUCGUUGAUUUCCUUUCAAAAUAAGCUCCAUGGAACAGUAACACAGCAGCCACCCUUGGUGCUUAACUCAUAUUCACUCAAGUCACAAACACUAUUGUGGCUGCUGGGCUACCAACACCACAGCAACUCCAAGGGGUACGUGAUGUGUGCGAGCAUGUGUAUAUUUUAUAUAUACUCCUUAGAUAUAUAAAAAUACACCAUAUAGUAUAAAAAACUCCAGAUAAACUCUUUUUCUCACAGUAGCAAAUAUAUCAACUUAUUUUCACAGUACUUGGUUUUACUAACUGGGACACCCAGAACGAUUAUAAGCUUUCUCCUCAGACACUGGUGCUCACAGAGCCCCCCACCACAGCAUUAAUUGCAUUAAUUACACACCUAAGGGCCCUUUGAGUCCGCAGGCAAACACAACUACCUGGUUUUUCCUUCCAUCACCACAACCACUUCAAAGAGGUUGUGCUUCUUAGCACUUGGGGACUGACACCCUCUCCAGCAGCUGAUCCUAGAAGGCCUGUGCUUCAGUCCCUCAGCAUACCGAAGGAGAAGCUGUAAAAACCCAUUGGGAUUUCUGCCUGGAAAGGAAGCGCCAACCCCUUACCUUGCCCUCUUGCUACCACAGGCAGCACGUACCUAUCUACUGCAGCAAGGGCUUUCCUGAUUCCUACUAAGGUCACGUUGCACUCCACACACCCUGAAAAAAGGCAGAGGAUACCCCAUUCCCUGACAGUCACACAUUUCACCUCCUUUGAAUAGCGGAUAGUGGCUGAAAAUAACCCAAACUUGGGUUCAGGUGUGCAUAAACUACAUACACCAGGAAAAGUCAGCUUAGCAGUACGCACCAAUCUCACAUCGACCGUGAGAAAGGAUAAAAUAACUAAAGAAAAAGAAAUUAAAUUUAAGCAAAAACCUGACUGGUGUCUCAAGUAUGAAGAACCAGGUUUGUUAAGGCCAUCAGGAGGCAAAUAUGGGCUAUAACUCAUGCCAGCUCUAGAGUCACUGGGGUAUGCAGCUUGCCUUUGCCUUACCUGUCCCUUCAGCUUGGCUGUGCUGCAAUCUAACUGCAUAGAGACCCUCUGCCAAAGCCCCCUGCAGCCCCCCUCAGCCUGGAGCCUCGGGGUAAACCAACAGCACUGAACACGUUUCCCAUUUGUAAUUUACCUGAUGGCUUGCUGGGUCUGUCACGCCCAGCCUCCUCCCUGCAUGUCCAACAGCCCCCAGCUCUCCUCCUGGACCCUGGAGCCAAGCCCCAGGGCCAUGUGCAUCCUUAACCCUUCCUGUUGCUUUCCCACUGGGAAGACAGCAACAGCCUGGCUUUGGGGAGGACCAGCCACAUUUGGGACCACAGUUUCUAUCUCAUUUUGUGUCCACCUCACUGCCACACUUGCCAUCUCGCUGUGUUCCAAGGGCUCUUCAGGCAGGCAACAGCUCUGAAAGACAUUGAGAAGGGCAGCUAAUAAGCAUGCAUAGAGAUAAAAAGUGAAAAGGACUGUUAACCUGAGUGUCAGAAAUGCUACAAAAACUGGCAUGUGCUUCUUGCAGCCUUUGGCACCAAACAGGUGAGAAGAGCAGUAAUAAAGCCUGGAAAAGUCCUGUGUUGAAACAUUUCUACUCAAUCUCCUAAGGGCUUAACUCCUAAGCCUGGAAAAGGCACACUGAGGCAGGCACAGCUGGAAUAUCCCACUCACACCCUGUGAGAAGCGAAACUGAGGAAGGUGAAGGUAGAUAUCUGUACACCAUCACUGCGAGCUACAUUCAGAAUCCAGAGCUAAGGAAGCCAUCUCACAUAUAUCCCAGGGGGCAUUUUAUCAAACUGAUCCCAAAGGAGUCACGUGACUUGCUUUCCACGUGUUUUCAGUGAAUAUUGAAAGGGACCAAAUCCCCCCAUCAUCUCCUGAAUAUCCAGCAGGAGGCGUAGGGGGAAAACAGCUCACAACCCUGAAUAUUUCACUUCACCUGUGACACGGGGGCACGUGAGGACACCCGGCCACAAACAGCCAUGUCCCCCGUGUGCAAACACCCAGCUACCCACUCCUCAGCCUCCAGUGGAGCAGGACAGAAAGGUGGGCCAAGCCGAGGAGCCACCUCCUUCCGUGUCCCCGUGAGGACGGCCAAGGAAGCCAGGCUGGGCUGUCCCGAGGGGCACUGUCUCCGCACACGUGUCCAUCCCGCCUGCACCCACCAGCAGCUGCUGCACCACAGGAAGCAAACGCCGUGCUCGGCAGUGGUCACACCUCCUGCCAUCACCCGAGGCACCUCCUGGGCAGCAGGACAGGGGUCCUCCCCUAAAAGCUCCGUGGGGUGAAACGCAGCUCAUGGUCCGGCAGCCACCAGCUCCUGCUGGAACACAGCCGGGGCGGGAAGUGUCCCCAAAGCUCAGUGUAUUCAGUGACCCUUCAAAGAGCAUCAGGUUACAGUCAUCUCAUAAAACUGUCGUGGUAACAAACCAACAGGUCUGACAGAGGACACAUCUUUUCAAUCAAAAUCCAAGAGGAAAACAGACACAAAUCCCAAGCUGUAAUCAAACUAAUCCAAAGGUUGUGCCUCACAGUCAACUCUGCCAGUCAUCUGAAGCACUCGAUGUGCUCAGGGACAGCCCCUCUUCCAGUGAGGAGUCUCCCAAAGUGCUGCAAUCCCAGCCAUGUCCCUGCGGGCUCACUCCCCCACACAUUCGGGCUUCUCACAGAUCAGUAAACCACCUGCUUCUUUAGUUUUGACUCUACAUUUCCAGUUUGCUACUUUACAUUAAUGGCACUUACUAUUAAAAAAAUAUUUCAAAAUUGACCAUUUAGGCACACACACAAAAAAAAAAAAA